Plasmodium yoelii is the source of this 7836-nucleotide messenger RNA. Its product is annotated as conserved Plasmodium protein, unknown function. The transcript is spliced from 2 exons. The coding region runs from base 1 to 7836 and encodes 2611 amino acids. The record is from RefSeq and is a predicted model, not a curated record. Lineage: Eukaryota; Apicomplexa; Aconoidasida; Haemosporida; Plasmodiidae.
AUGGACGUAGUGAAAGAUGAGUACAACACUCAAAAUUCAAUGCCAAUGUGUAAGAAGGAAAAAAGUAAAAAAAUUAAAACCAAACAAUUUUUUAGUGGAUUUGAUGAUUUUAAAAUUAAUUAUACAUUUAGCACAAAAAAUAUUUGUUCGGAUAAAAAAAAUAAAGGCCCUUUAUAUAGUGACACAAAAAACAGUAUAACUGAUGAUUGUGAUAUGAUAAAAUUGAUUAAAAUAAUAAACACUAAUUAUAUUGAUAAAAAAUUUUAUUUUAAAAAACUAAGUAGAAAUGAUUUAUAUAAAAUAUUUGUCUAUUCAAAUUUAUUAACAAGAUCAUUAAUUUUAUACCCAUCUUUAAUUCAUCAUUUUGAAAAUAUUAUAGAAAAUUUUAAAAAAAUAAAAACUGAACAAAAUAUACAACAACUAGAUGAGCAUAUCAUGAUUUCUUAUACAAGUACAACUGGGAAGGAAUAUAACCAAUUUAAUAAAUAUUCUAAUAAUCAAAAUAAUAAUAUUCUUAAUUUAGUUAAAAAUGAAAAUUCACAAAACGAUUUAAAUAACAUUCCACACAUUUCAGAUUUUCAAAAAAUGACUUCAUUAUAUAUUCAUGAAAAAACUACCAAUCAUAUUUCAAAAGAAAAAAUAAAACUAGAAGAACAAAUUACCAAUACCAUCCACAAUAAUUAUGAACAAGUAAUAAAUACCAGAAUAAUGAAUCGUGAAUCUGAACAAAUUAUAAACCCAAUAUCAAUGAACCAAUUUAAUAAUUCUAAUAAUUACUAUGCUAAUUGCAUGGGCAAUAAUACCAAUGUAAUGGAUGAGGGGAAAGAAGCUAGUGCUUUGAAAUCGGAUCAGUUUUGCAAUCAUGAAUAUUCAAAUAGUACAGUUAAACAUAAUAAUAAUACGAAUGGAAACAAUGAAAAUGCUGAUAAUAAACAACAAACACUUCAAACAUCAAAUAUAAAUAUUAAUCACCAAUACCCAACCAAUAAUAUAUGCACAAAAAAUAUAAAUAAUGAAUAUAAAUGUAAUACCAUAAAUUUAUUAAAUCCCAAUAUCCCUAAUGCUAUAAAUUUCUCAUUAAACAAAAAUGUCCGGGUUUAUAAAAAUAUAAAUGAAUACGAUAUUAUUGAAUUAAAAAUAAGUACCUCAUUUAAUAAUAAAAACAUAUGCAGAUAUAUAGGAAUUCAUAGCGGAAUGACUCUAUAUAAUAUUCAUAGAUGUAUAUGCAUAUGCUUAGGAAUAAAAAAAGAAGACACAGAUAAUUAUCUACAUGUUUUUGUAUUAAAUAAUGGAAAUAUUUAUGGUAGCGGGAAAAAAUGUAGUGUGAGUAUUAUCAGAAAAAUUCAAAUAAACACUGAUAGACAUAUAACUUUUAAGCAUAUAGUAAAAACACCAUUAUAUCUUUACAAAUCAAAAGAUGAAAAUCAAACUAAUCAAAAUUAUGAAUAUCCUACAAACAAUAUAAACUUAUUUGACGAAAAUGUUUUUCCAAAUAAUGAAUAUAAUUAUAAUAAUCUAAAUAACUUUAACGAUAUUAAUAGAACACCUAGAUAUAACAUAAAUAUGGCUAGCCCAAUUUUAAAUAACUUAAAUUAUGCCGAUAUAAAAAAAAAUAAUAUAGACGAUGAAAUGUUUAAAACCCCGCGCAUUAAUAGCAUUAAUUUUUCCAAUGAUUCAAAUUUAAAUCAUUUUGAAUAUUUUAAACAUAAAAAUGAUUUUCAAUCUUUUAAAGAAGACAAUAUAAAAAGUGAAAUUCAAAUUCCUACUAAUAAAAACAAUACCCAAGAUAUUAGAAAUAUGACAGAUAUUAAUAAUACAGAUAAUAAUAAUUUUAAUGCAAAUAUAGCUACAAAUUUAAGUCAUAACCCUAUCGAAAAUAUUAAACCUAUGCAAAAUACUCAAAAUAAAUAUCCAACAAAUUGUUCAGAUACAAUAACUAAUAUAAAAUUUAAUGAAAAUAAUAUUAUGAACAAUACAAAUUUCUUUAGACAAAUAAAUAUUAAUGAUUUGUAUUCAGAUCAAAUUUAUAAAAAUAAAAAUAAUAAUAUUAAUGGAGAUAUUAUUGAUGGUGAUAGUUUUACUCCAUGUAAUACUAAUUGCAAUAAGUACUAUAAUUUAAGAAGUAAUAAUACUAAUAACAAUUCUCAAAAUAAUGAUAAAACAAUUCAAAAUUUUAAUCAAUAUGAAUCAGAUUUAAAUUUUACACAACAAAAUAACAACAAAAUAUAUAGAGACAACAACAGUAUUAACAACUAUGAAAAUGAAAAUAACAAUUUCUCACAUUUAGAAACUAAACAAAUAGAAAAUACUAAUGCACUAAAUGCAUUUCAUAAUAACACACCGAGAAAAAAUAUUGAUAAUAAUGAGGAAGAUAAAACUGAAAAUAAUCAUAUUAAUAGCGAAGAAAAUACAGAAAAUAUUUCCAUAACAUUAAACGAUAGCCUUACUAGUAGUAACAACAAUAGUAUUUACGAACGAACAAUUUCUAAUACACCAGAGGUAUCUGAAUAUUUCUCUAGUAAUAAUAAAAAUGGUACAUCUCAUAAAAAAAAUGAUGUACUAAACAAUUGCGAACAUGGCGAUAAUACCGGGGCAAUUUCCAAUAAUUCAUACACCAUUAACGGUAUUUCAAAUUCUAUAAAUAAUUACAAAAAUGUAUAUCCCUAUACAUGCUCUAUAAAAAAUAACAACACACAUGAUACAGAGAGCAACAAUAUAAAUAAUUACAUACUCGACAAUAUAGAUGAAAAUCAUUUGAAAAAAGAAAAUAAUCAAAAAAAUUUAAAUGAUAUAAAAAUAAACAAUAAAAAUAAUUUCAUAAAUCGUAAUAUAAAUUCUGAUCAUCUUUAUUCAGUAAAUCCAUCAAAUAGUUUUACCAAUAAUAUGAAUUAUAAUAUAUAUAACAUAGAUAGUAAAAUUGAAAAUUUUAAUUCUGAUCAAAUACAUAAACAUUGCUCAGAUAGAAAUAACAAUUCUGAAAUAUAUAAUAAUUGCAUAAACAAAAAAAAUUCUAAUAAUUUUAUUAAUAAAAAUACAUCUAUCUCAAAUUAUACACAUAAUAUCGAAUUGGAUAUAAAUAAUAUAAAUAUGAAUAAUUUUUCUCCUUAUAAAAAAGACAACCAAAUUAUCCAAUUAAAUAAUUACUCAAAAUAUGAAUAUAAUAAUUUUAUAAACAAUAUUAAAAAUAAUAAUAUACCAUAUGAAAAUACAAUAAAUAACAAUUUUAAUGACUCUCCGAUUGAUAUUAUUAAUAAUAAUCAUUUAUAUAAUAUUUCUAUCAAUUCUAAUCAAAAUGUAAAUAAUUCAAUUCUCACAGAUGGACACAUCAAUAAUUAUCUAAUAAAUGAUUCCAUUAUUAAUCAAAAUAAUAAAUGUAUUCAACAAAUUUCUAACAACCCUACUAUUAUCGAUAUCCAUUCCUUUGAUACUCAACAUAUUACUCACUAUCCUCAUUUACAAUAUCGAAAUUAUAACACCAACAAUAAUUUUAUUUCUGAAAAAAAUAUAUCAAAUAUAUCACAAAAUAAAAAUAAUCAAUUUUAUGAUUCUUCUACAUCACAAUAUAAUGAACAAAACUCUGAUCCAUCUUCUUGUUUAUCUCAAUAUUAUCAAAAUUGUACCCCCCCUUCGAAUUCCACUUUUUCACAUCCCUCAAACAAUUUUUAUGAUGUAACACAAAGUACAAUAGAACAUGUUGAAACUGUUGAAAAGGACCAAAAUGAAAGUUUUAGAAACGAAACAAAUGACAAUAAAAAUCAGACAAUUGAAGUAAACAGACGAAUACAUACUGAUUCACAAAAUAAAGACAAUCUAAUAAUCAAUGUAGACAAAAUAAAUAAUACUACAAAAAAUUAUUUUAGUGAAUUAGAAAAUAUUAAUGCCAAUCAAAAUAUGAAACUAAUAAAUAAUGAAGAUACUAUCAAAGAUCCUGAACUAAUUCAAGAAAACGAUUCAAAAUUAAAUAUAACAUUUAUGGAACCUACAAAUGUGAAGAAAAACAAAGACGAUCUUUCAGGCGCUAUUUCUCAAUGUGUUCAGGAAGAUGAAAUGCCAAAUUUAAACAAUCAAAUUAAAGAUGACGUAAACAACGAUAAUACUAUUGAUAAUAAUAAUAAUAGUGACAAUAAUAAUAAUAUUGAUAAUAAUAAUAGUGAUAAUAAUAAUGAUAAUGCGUCUAUUAGCCCCAAAUGCAAAGAGAAUCAUGUAUCAAAUAAAAGACCUGACGAACAGAAUUGCCAAGAUGAUGAAAAAAAGUCACAAAAAAAUAUUCCAUCUAUAACUCAAUCGAAUGAAAUAAUAAAAAUAAACAACAAUAAUAAAUAUAGCUUCCAUAUAGACAACAAAAUAGAUGGAAUCAAUAAUACCAUGGAAACUAAUAAACAUAAAAUAAGUAACAUUAUUGAUAAUUUUUCUCAAACUCACCAAAUCUCAAAUCAUAUUAAUACACAUCUAAAUAGGGAACAAAUAAAAGUUGAUGAAAAUAAAACAGAAGAAAUUAAUGAUAUAAAUGAAAAUAUAAUUUAUAAAUUUAAUCAAAUUGAAAAAACACAAACUUGUGAUAAUAAUACUCAAAUUUUAAAAGAGAAAAAAAAUAUAAAUACCUUAAACCUAGUACAAGAGAAAACAAAUAAUCAGAAUUUUUGUUCAUCAGUUGAUGAUAUAAAACUUGAAAAAGAUGAAAAAAUCAACUUAGUAAAUAAACAAAAUGAAGAGGAAAACGAAUCGAAUAUUAUCUACGAAAAUGAACAAUGUAAUGCCAAAAUUAAAAAUAAAGACAAUAAUAAAAUAGAAAACAAACCUGAUGAAAAAUAUAUUCAAUAUGUUCUUAAUAAUAAUCAUUCUAUUAAUUCCCCAAAUUUUAAUAAUUCAAAUUCAUCAUAUCAUAAAUUUAAUCUUUCUAAUAAUAUUCAUCUAUUGCAAAAUCAAGAUACAAAAGAACUAGAAUUUGAUAACCAAAAUGAAUGUGAAAAAAAAGUAUAUAUAAACGAAGAAAAGUUAAUAAGUUCUCAAAAUGAUGAUAAUAACAAUAAUGAUCCAUCACAUUUUAAAUUUUUGAAUUUCUAUGAUAAUUGUAAUAAUAAAAACAAAUUGAUAGACACAACCAAUAUGAAUGGAACAAAUUAUUAUAUCCAUGAAAAUAAAAUAAAUAAAGAAAAUAAACAAAAUGAAUAUGUUCAAAUAUAUAAUAAUGAAAAUUUUUAUUCAUAUAAUAAACUAAAUAAUGAUGAUAAAAAAAUUACUCAGCCUUCUAUAAUACAAUUUGACGAAAAAAUUAAUAACCAAAAUUUGUAUCAAAAUUAUUGUAAAUUCAAUCAACUUCCUGGUAUACUUCAAAAUGAUAAUAAUCAAGUUUCAUUUGAUUUAAAAUCAAGAUAUAAUUUAAACAAUAUAAUUAUAAAUAAUCGAAAUGAUUUUACAUCUAACAUAGAUAACGGUAAUCUUCCUCAAACGGUUUCUCAUAAUAACCAAAUUCACAUGCAAUAUGAAAAAGAAACAAAUAAUACCAAUAAUAAUUCACAUUCACAUAUUAAUACAUAUCGAAUAAAUUAUGAAAGCCCAUUAAAAUAUUUAAACGUAGAUGGACAAAAUGAUCCCAAUAAUUUGUAUACUACUAAUCAUGUUAUGGCAAUGAAUACAACAAUUGAUUCCUGUGAAUAUCCACUAAAUAGAAUAUAUAACAAUAAUAUAGAUACACAAAAAAAAACAUAUUAUUCCCCAAAUAUUAAUUUCAUAGAACAUAAUAAAGAAAAUUAUCAACUACGCUAUAAUACCAACAAUCCGGAUCGAAUCGAAAAUCAUCCCAAUACUACAGAACAUAAUAUUUGUGAUAACGAAAAAAAUACCGAUAAUUUCUCUCCAUAUAAUAAUAAUAAUCAAACUGAUCAAAUAGAUCCAGAUAUUAUUAGUCCAGAAAAUCCAGUAUCUACAUCUAACAAUCCUAGCAUUAAUAAUACAUAUUACAAUGAUGCUACAUCACCCACACCAUAUCCUAACCAAUCUCCUUCCAUAUCAUUUAAUGAAAAAGAAUUAUCUAAUACACCUACACAAGAUCUUAUAAAUCAAAGAAAUUGCCAAUAUAAUCAAUUUAAUGAUAUUUAUAAUAUUGGCCAAAAAGAUAUAUAUCUAUCAUCUAUAAAAGGGGAUCCAAAUAUAAAUAAUUACCACAGAGAUAACACAUACAUAUAUAACAAUUCUUUAUAUCCAAUUAAUAAUAACGAUAAAUAUUAUUUAGGAAAUUGUACUGAUAAAAAUAAUAAAACAAAUGAUAGUUUAUCUGAUAAUUAUUUUUAUAACUCAAAUAUGGGAAUUUAUCUAAAUACAAAUAAUAAAGAUAUUACAAAAUCAGAAACAAUAGACAAAAAUAAUUUCAUAAAAAUCAGACCUGAAAAAUAUGAUGGAUAUGAAAAUGGUUAUAUAAAAAAUUUUACAAAAGAUACAAAAGUAGAUGAAUUAGAUAUUAAAGAUAUGAAUGAUGAUGAUAAUAUCACAAUCAGUGAAUGUAUUAAUUCAGAAAAUGAAAUUAAUUCUAAUAUAAAUCAAUUUGAAGAAAAUAAAUCAAGUUUUUCUAUGCUUUAUCUAUUUGGAAAAGUCAAAUUUUAUAUUAGCAUAAUUGAUAUUAUUCAUAAUAAAACAAACUCUCAUGAUCUUCUUUGGGUUCCUAGAUGUUGUAAUGGAAGUUAUGGAUCAUUUCUAAAAAAUAAUUAUCUAAAUACUAAUGAAAUAAAUAAAUACGUUCCUGAAGAUACUAUCGAUAUUGAUUGUAUAAAUUUAAAAUUAAUGGAAACAAGGUUUAGUAAAAAUGUUGCAAGCUCUCGAACAACAAAAAGAAAAAGAAUGAUAGAUAUAGACAAAACUGUUUUACAUUUUUAUAAAGAACAUAUUAGUGAAUUUUUUAAUAAUAAAAGCAAAAUUAUUAAACUAACUAAAAAAUUAUGUAAAUAUAAAAAAAAAAGAAAAUAUAAUACCCGAGAAAAUAAUGAAAAUACAGAAUAUCAACCUACUCAUUAUUCGAAAAAAAAAAAUACAAAUAUACAAGUUCAAAAAACAAAUUAUAAAAGAAAAAAAAUCACAUCACAACAAACAGAAAAAAAAAAAAAUGACAAAAUCGGAGAAGAAAAUACUGAUAAUUCAACUGAAAUUCCUCAAGAUACAAUCAAUAGUAUCGAUCAUAAUGCUUCUAACGAGUUUGAUAAUAUUAAUGUAGGUUUGGAACAAAAUAAUAAUAAUUAUUAUACAAACUACUAUUGCAAUUAUUACAAUAAUGAAAGAGUCAAUAAUAAUUUAAUAGAAAAUAUGUCAAAACAUGUACAAGGAAAUGAUAUUUUAAACAUUAAUUUAACUAACUAUAAUGAUCUUACUAACAAAAAUACUACAUCAAAAAGAACAAAUGACAAUAUAAUAAAUAAAGACAUUCCUCAAGGAAAUUUAUUUGACCCUCAACACAUCAAAAAUAGUAUAUAUAUCGAUCAUACAAAUAAAAAUGAUAUUUUAGACAAUUUCUGUUCUGAACAAAUUAAUAAAAAUUAUAAUGAUUCUGAUUGUGGUCAAUUUCUUAUGAAUCCAAAAAUAAAUACUCAAGAUAAAUUACCAACCAAUUACUUAACCCCAACAGAGGUUCAUGAAAAUUACUAUAAUUCCCCAACAGAUAUAAAUAAUCAUUCUAAUUAUAGUAACAAUAAUAACUCACCAAAUUUUAAAAAUAAAAAAAAAAAAAAAAAAAAUGAUGUAAAACCUCAAAUAAACUAUUUUAACGAAAACAAUACAAAUCCUUCACUAAACAUAUCCAAAUUACUAGAAGCUAACAAUAAUUUUAUAAACAUAUCAAAUAUUUUGUAA